AUGUCUGGCGUCCUGCGCCUCCUUUUGGCGAGCUUGGUAUACCAUUACGACUUUCUCGUGGCCCAUCUGCAACCCAACCAUCCCCUUUUGUCCACCGCCUUGUUCGUAGAACCCGGAUUAGCGGCAUCUCUUCGUUUGUUUGUAAUUUGUGGGCUCGAGUCGCAGUGUCUCGUGGCAUCUGGCAUCCCUCCCCACGUCGAGUUGAUGCGUCAACUCGAUAAGAACCAAAAAUCAAUCCAAGACAUCUCGAGCAUUGUGCUGUCUGGAUUAAUUCAUGUCGUAGGAACGAAAAAUAAGGACCCGAAGCAUUGCUUUGCAAACCCUUUGAAGCCCCAGAUAUAA
Aphanomyces astaci is the source of this 342-nucleotide messenger RNA. RefSeq lists its product as hypothetical. The transcript is spliced from 3 exons. The record is from RefSeq and is a predicted model, not a curated record. Bases 1 to 342 code for a protein of 113 amino acids. Lineage: Eukaryota; Oomycota; Saprolegniomycetes; Saprolegniales; Verrucalvaceae.